Molecule: messenger RNA, 912 nt
Organism: Hydra vulgaris (swiftwater hydra)
Lineage: Eukaryota; Metazoa; Cnidaria; Hydrozoa; Anthoathecata; Hydridae
Source: RefSeq, a predicted model, not a curated record
UACAAACCGUGGCCGAUCAAUAUGGAAUCAUUUCCAAAAUAAAAAUAUUAAAGACCUAAAAAAGCAUUUCAUCGUUUAAACGGGAAACUAAAAUGCAUCUUCUUAAUUCCUGACAUACAUUUUAAAGUUUACAGUAUUUGUUUACAAAUGAAGAAUUCAUUUGCUUUCUUGUUUAUGUGGUUAUUUUUAUUUUCAAAAGGGCAUAAACUUAGCGAGUGGUUUCCUUUUAGCAACUGCUCAAUAAGCACACGUACACGAACUUGCAAAACUGCACAUGAAUGUAAAAAUAUUCAACUAGUUGAGACUAUUCCAUGUGUUACUCGAUGUCCAGGUUUUUGGCCGUUAAGAGAUGAAAACAACACAAGAGUAAAAAGAAACGUAAAGUUUGAUGCAAAGUUAAACCGUAAAAGUACUCUGACGAGUGGACGCCAUCUUAAUGUUGGAAGUUACCUUUCAUCAGGGAAUGGAUAUUAUGCGGUUAUGCAAGCAGAUGGAAACUUUGUUCUUUUCGUUACACAACAUUGGGUAGCAAAAAUGCAAUUUGGUCAAGUGGCUCAAAUGAUAAAGGAGAUGCCCCCAGAAGAGUUGUGAUGCAGAAUGAUGGAAACUUGGUUAUAUACGAUCUCUACAAUAAAGUGACUUGGGAAAGUAAUACUUCUCAAAAAGGGACCAAGCCACAGCGUCUAGUAAUGCAAACAGAUGGAAACUUGGUAAUUUAUGAUAAAGAAAAUAAAUCAAUAUGGGACACAAAAACGAGACGUGGCUAAUAAACAUUAUUUGAAUGGAAGUUUUUUUAAUAUAAAUGUUCAGGUUUAAUAAAGUUAACGAUUUUGCAAUCGAAAUAUUAUUUACGACAUUAACAAGAAUUUGUUAUUGUAACAUUUUUGAAUACUAUUAUUGCAGUUUUAAUCA